Messenger RNA from Branchiostoma belcheri (Belcher's lancelet), 1365 nucleotides. Its product is annotated as nuclear factor 7, ovary-like. The transcript has a single exon. Gene Ontology annotation, molecular function: metal ion binding. The coding region runs from base 179 to 1093 and encodes 304 amino acids. The record is from RefSeq and is a predicted model, not a curated record. NCBI's taxonomy places the organism in Eukaryota, Metazoa, Chordata, Leptocardii, Amphioxiformes, Branchiostomatidae.
UGUAAACGCCUCAUCAGUACACAGGGACUGCGGCUUUGGUCCAACCUGCACGAUACUAAUUAUACUACUAACCGGUAUAAUUAGUCGCGCGUUUUAGGGAGUGAUCCAACCUGUUCGAGUACUUUCACUUUCUUCAGUCAACAAGAAUCCUGUAGCAACCGAACCAUUCAGUGAUAAAAUGUGGGCGCACUCUGAAACAGACGAGACCGAUUCAUCGUGCAGUGAGGACAAUUCCAUCUGCGGGAUCUGUCGGCAGGCUCUCCAGGUGCCCAGAACUCUGCCCUGCCGGCAUGUCUUCUGUGGAGCCUGCCUGGAUGACCUGGCGCGCAGGCAAUCGCCCCUGGUCUGUCCGAUCUGUGAGUCCCCCGCGAGGGAGCCGGCUUUAAGCUGCACCAUUCCGCAACAGGGGAAGGCCGUCGUCGGCCUGAGUCUUGUCAAGGCCGUCCCAACACGCCGGAAAAGUUUUGAAAAGUGCUCGGAGCAUCCCCAAAAGUGGCUGGCAUUGCAGUGUCGUCAGUGUGCAGUUGACAUCUUCAAGAGAUGUCUGGGGGGAACACCAGCGAAACAAGUGGAUUCCAAACAAAGAACCGAGGACUUUCUGAGGAAUCUUGACAAUUUGAUAAAAUCUUCAACGGAAAACCAUCUCCAAACUAAGCAAAGAAUCAGUGAUCAGUACGACCUCCGGGUCCAGAAGCUGCUCCAUCGACGAGAUGUCCUUCUCCGAGAGGUCGACGACAAUCUGGAACACAACAUGGCGGCUAUCGCCAGGGAAGGGGAAAUCGCGCAAAAUCAGCUCAAGGAGCUCAACAAGGUUCAAAGUAUCAAAGGAAAGAAGGGGAAGCUCACAAACAAAAGCAGAAACUACAUAGCAAUCCCUGUUCUUCCACAACCUUCCACUACAAGCUUUGAAGCCAUUGACGCUGAUCUCGAGUGUUUCAUCGGGCGUGUGACCAUCCACAGGCCGGAUCAGGAAUGUGAAAAUGGCGGUAAGAAGACUGAUGGAGACGAGGACGUUGGAUGCUUCAGUUCUCCUACCAACAAAAAGGAAUCGAUGAUUUCAUACCUCAGUUGUUUAUUUUUGUAUAAUAUAUGAAAGUUGUUACGUCAAGUACAGUUCACAGGUAGAUGAUGAUCGUUUAGGCUACCAUAGGCGUGCAUAUGGCAAAUUGUUAUACGCUAUGCGCAAAGUGGGAGGUGUCAGACAUGAGAACUUUCAGCUAAUCGAGUGGGAUCUAUUUCUCUUUUGUGUCUCUGCUCCACUGCUAUAGAGGUAUCGCAACCCCUCAGGCAUAUGCAUUCUAAUCUCCAAGCAGAUCCCUAUCGGCGGCAAAAAGACAGUAUCAAAUUGGCCAGUCAGUAUCCAUU